Thecamonas trahens ATCC 50062 is the source of this 2268-nucleotide messenger RNA. RefSeq names its product two-pore calcium channel 3. Gene Ontology annotation, cellular component: membrane. The transcript has a single exon. Lineage: Eukaryota; Apusomonadida; Apusomonadidae. The coding region runs from base 1 to 2268 and encodes 755 amino acids. Gene Ontology annotation, biological process: monoatomic ion transport; transmembrane transport. The record is from RefSeq and is a predicted model, not a curated record. Gene Ontology annotation, molecular function: calcium ion binding; monoatomic ion channel activity.
AUGGACGUGCUGCGGGCGUGCGUCCUGGUCGACGACGCGGUCCACCGGCGCAACUAUGGACAGUCGCUGGAAGCAAGCGCGCUCCGGCGAUACGUCAUUUACCAGUCGGGCGUGGUCCAGUGGAUGCUGCGGCUGGUGGUGGUGGUCAACCUCAGCUUGGUGCUCUUUGAGAAGCCGGCGGUCGUCGCCCCGUUUCCAGCCUGGCUCCUUCUCGCCAUCGAGGCAGCGACUCUGGCGGUCUUUGCCGGCCAGCUGGCAUGGAUCGGCUCGUUUGUGCGGCUUGAUCGGCGGCUGAGCUCGGACCCCAAGCACGUCGGCCUUGCGCUGGUCAUCCUCGUCACGGCCUUGGACAUGGCCGGGUGGCUCAUCUACGGGUGGCGGUUCACCCGCAUUCUCCGGGUCUACUUUAUCUCGUACAACUCCAAGUUCAUCCGGUCGGCCAUCCGCGACAUCCGGCGGACCAUUCCGGCUGUUCUCGAUGUCAUUGUCCUGCUCUUCUUCUUCAUCGCGGUCUACUCGGUCUUUUGCACCGUCCUCUUUCUCCCGCUGCAGGACGACGUCGGCUACUUUGCCUCGUUCUGGACGGGCUUUACCUCGAUGUACGUCCUCCGCACGACGGCCAACUUUCCGGACGUCAUGAUGCCGUUCUACUCCCAGAAUCGUCUUGCCGCUCUCGUUUUUAUCGUAUUUCUCUGCAUCGCCACCUACCUGCUCACCUCGCUCGUCCUUGCCGUCAUCUACAACAAGUACCGCAAUCACAUGAAAGACGAGGAGGCGCUGGCUUUGGCGCUCCAGCGCGACGCGCUCUCGCAAGCCUUUGCCCUCCUCGACGCUGAUUGUCGCGGCUCGCUCGACAUUGAUCAGUGGUGCGUCAUGAUGGCGCUCCUCCGCCCACGCUUCUCGCUCGCCAAGGUCCAUCUCCUCUUUCGGGUCCUCACCUCGGGCGGAAGCGCCAUGCACCGGCACCAGUUCUUCAACAUCGUGCACCUGCUCAACAUGCACAUUGAGACUGAGACGCCGAGCCAUCACUACACCUGGGAUCCGGCUAUGUUUGCCGCUACGGCCUCGCCCACGGCCUCGCUCCUCUCGUCGCUCCUCGGCCCGGCGCUCUCGCACGCCUCGCGGGUUCGCGCCGCAAGCUCGCGCCAAGGCCGAGCUGCCUCGCUCGCCUCGCUCCGGUCGACCGCGUCAACAACUACAAGCUCGCGGACCACGGUCCAAGGCUCGUCGUCGGUUACUAUGCGGCGCUUGCGCGCCCUGGUCCAGUCGCGGCUCUUUGCCUACACUGUCGACGCACUCAUUGUGCUCAACGUGGUCCUCGUCGCCGUCGAAGUCUCCUCGCAGCGGCGGCACAUUCCCCAGGAGGAGCGGACGUCGGAAAUGGUCUUCUCUGGCCUCUUCUUCCUCGAAGCCGUGUGCAAGAUCUCGGCGUUUGGCGCGGACUUUUACUUUGCUGACGGCUGGAACCGGUUCGACUUUCUCCUUGUCAGCCUCACUCUCUCGGACAUUGUCGUCUCGCUCGCCUUUUCUUCGUUCUUCAACAAUGUCUUCCGCUACCUCCUUCUCCUUCGAGUCAUCCGCCUGUGGACCACCAUGGGCGAGAUCAAGCGGUACCGGGUACUCAUGUCGACGCUCUGGCAGCUGCUCCCGGCACUCGCCACAUACGCCGUUGUCCAGUUUAUGGUGUUCUUUGUGUACGCCAUCCUUGGCAUGGCCCUCUUUGGCGGCCUCAUCCACGACGGCAACCCGGACCUUGCCGGUACCGUCUUUGCCGACUCGGGCUACUUUCUCAACUCGUUCAACGAUGUUGGAUAUGCGUACGUCACCCUCUUUGAGCUCAUGGUGGUCAACAACUGGCACGUCAUUGCCGAGGGCUACGUUGCCGCCUCAGGCACCGAAGCAGCCUGGCUCUACUUUAUCUCGUUCAACGUCAUCGGUGCCCUCAUCAUCAUCAACAUCGUCAUCGCCUUCAUCCUCGAGGCCUUUAUCAUCCAGUGGGAGCUCAACGAGAGCAGGUCCAAGACGCCGCUCGAAAACGAGCUCGAGAGCUUUGUCCUCAACCACCACCAGUACAUGGCCCAGUUUUCGCAGGUCUCACCCGAGUCGUCCACUGGCACCCCGGACGUCGUCUGGUCCGUCAAGGCCAACCACAACAUCGCGUACUUUCUACAGCACAUGUUCUCUGCCGAGCUGGCUGCCGAAGAAGCCGCAAGCGAAAUGUUUGUUCUGCCCAACGACGUCGGCGCCUCGCUCCGCCUCCACCACUGA